This is a messenger RNA of Aphis gossypii (cotton aphid), 8008 nucleotides long. RefSeq lists its product as uncharacterized. Bases 424 to 5343 code for a protein of 1639 amino acids. Gene Ontology annotation, molecular function: guanyl-nucleotide exchange factor activity; protein binding. Gene Ontology annotation, cellular component: nucleus; plasma membrane. The record is from RefSeq and is a predicted model, not a curated record. The transcript has 28 exons. NCBI's taxonomy places the organism in Eukaryota, Metazoa, Arthropoda, Insecta, Hemiptera, Aphididae. Gene Ontology annotation, biological process: signal transduction.
AGUCGUCGCCGUUCGACUACCCGGCAGCGUUCAGUUCUCGUUUGACUCUUGGCGCUGCACGUCAGACCUCCGCGCGCGUGCUCGUAACGUAGUAGGCAAUAGUAAACGACGACGACGACAAUAAUAAUAAUUAACUUUUUUAUUUAACAGUGCCGGCUAUACCCGUAUAGUUAAUAAUAAUUAUUAUUUUUUUUUUUAAUCGCGUAUUAAUUACAGUACCUACUGGUACACUCGACGAUAUUUUUAUACGUUUCACGUUUAUAUAUUUUAAAUAGUUAAAUUACUUUUUAUCGAUUGUUCACACACUCACUUUGUACUCCUAUUCUAUUUUUCGAUGUGAUGACACCGAAUUUUUGGAUACCAUACCAUCGACCGUCGGUGGAUCUGACAAAUGUACGAGAACAUCAAACAUAACCGUCGGCAAUGUUAAAGUGGACCGUGGCCGGACAGAGGGGCGGGGGAACGGCGUGGAGACAGACGGCCGUGGUAGACGAGUCACCGCAGUGUUUUUCGGAAAAGCCACGGCGAAGACGACCGUCUAGGAUGUCUGGAAAACACGACAAAGAAAACGCCGAAUGCCUGGACGUGAUGACACCGACAUCGAAGACGUGUCGCCGACGACGCAGAGAAAGCUUGAGAGACGUAAGCAACCACAACAGCCCGGCGGCGGCAGUGUUGCAAAUGUCGCCGGGCAGCAGACGAACAAAAAGUCCCUGCACGGAAGUCCAUUGGAUGCCUGUGCAAAAAAGACGAUCCGGCGACGAUUUAUGUUGGACGGACGAAAAAGUGAAACGGAAAAAGCCGUGUACGGCUGACCACGUGAUCUCAACGGCGUUCGCGGCCGUCGCGACGUUCGCCGCCUCCUCCGCGGCAACAACGGCGCCGGCGGAAAUCGCCUGUUCCGUUACCGCCGCCGUCACGUCCCCGGCCGACGAACAGCUGUGCGUGUCCAUGUCCCCGGCCGAAGAACCGGUUCAGCUGUCGCACAAACGUUUGCCCGCUCUGCCGACGGUUCGGUCGCGCAGCCCCGGCGACCUGCGCGCGUCCAGGCUGAUCGAUCGGUACGUGGAUCAGAUCCGCAUGGAAGACGUGACGUUCGGCCGCGGCAACCGCGAUCGGCUCAGCAUCGUUUCGCCGCUGGCCAAGCGACUGGCCGACAUCAGGUUGCGACGAUCUCCCGGCCAGACGGCGACGCCGACGACGACGGCGACGGAGGCCUGCAAACGAAAACGGUCGUUGUCCGACAGCGAAGACGAUUGGCCGGCGACGCGCACGCCGAUCGCCGGCGGCAACAAACGGCCCACCGCCGCGUGGUGGUGGCAGUGCUCGGGCGGCGGCGGAGGUCUCACCCUGCCCGACGGCCUGCCCAGUCCGUUCCACUCGACGCUCGACCGUCGCCGCGUCGGCGGGCCACUUCACCAGCGGCGGACCGGCACGCCCAGCCCCAUAACGCCGCUCCGCCGGCAGUCGGCCGCCGACGAUUCGGACGACUAUUGGAAGACGCCCGUCGGCCCGUCGCUGGCCACCGGCGUCCGCGCCGACCGGCUGCUGUCCACCACGUCGUCCACGACCGUCGACGACGAGAUCAUCUGCUGCAGCGACCCGCGCAGCCCGGCCGUGCUGGACGAAACGUUCACGCUCAAGUCCCGCAGGUGUCUGUCGUUCGUCUCUCCGCCGCCGUCCGACUCGCCGGCCAAAAAGCGGAACCGGAAGUCACUGAAAAAACCGUCUUCUGCCGCCGCCGACAAAGCUUCCGGCCUAGAGGUAUCCAUUGAAUUGAAAGACUCAACUCACUUAACUGUAUUACUUAAAAGAGGCAGAAAUCUGGUAUGUGCAGAUGGUGAACCGCCAAACACUUAUAUAAAGGUGUACUUAGUACCCGGUAAAGGAACUUGCCACAAGACCCGAGUACGGCACAAUUCUACCAACCCUCGUUUCGACGAAUCUUUUUCCGUACCACUCUCCGAGGAAGAUCAAGAUAAAAGAAUAUUAAUAUCCGCUUGGCAUCGAGACAGAAUGAAAAGAAGGAGCGAAUUCUUGGGCUACAUGUCGUUUGCAGUGAAAAACGUACUCAAAAAAGAAAUAAACGGUACGUUCAAACUCGUACCACAGAGUCCCGGGCGAAUGCCGCCGCAUUCGACGCCGGCUCAUCGACCGCAAGACCUGACCGUGGUUAAAACCGUACACUGCAGUACCGAUGACGAUGAAGAAGACAUCAUGAUUGAUGACGAAACUACACCCAGUAACCAUUCGGUGUCCGUCAAGGUGAAAUGUAGUCAGAAGCCAAAAAAAGACACACUGACCACUAAAACCGGCAACGAAGAAAAUAAAUUCUUGCAAUACCUCGAGUUGGAUCCUCCGCUGUCGUCCAAUAAAGAUGGUAAAAGCGGCAGAACUCCGUUCACGAUUACCAAACGGUUGUCGAAACCCUCAGGAUCCAGUUUUGGAUUUUCCAUAGCGUGGACACACCCCCCGAGGGUGGAAAGAGUGGAAUGCGGUUUACCUGCAGACCAAGCGGAUCUGAAACCCGGAGAUUAUGUAGUAUUUAUUAAUAAAACAAACGUAGUGAUGAUGGCUGAAGAUGACGUCAUGGAAUUGAUUAAAUCGUGCGGUAAUCAGCUAUCGUUGGAAGUUUACAACAAAACUACGACGACCAACCGAAGGAGGAAUCAACCACCUCCGCGAUCUGCGUCCACACCGGGCGUGCUCAGCUUGGCUGCUGCCGCGGUCAGUCAGAGUGACACGACCGUUUCCUUGCAAGAGCCACCCAGAAGACGAUUUCACAUACCUCAAGUGACGUUCACGUCCGAGAACUUAUCCGGUGACAUGGACUCACAACUGAGAUGGAUUCAUCAACUUCUCACGGCCGAGCAACAGUUCGUGUUGUGUUUGCAAUUUGGUAUCGGGAGGUAUCUGUUGCCAUUAGCCGAACGCAAAGACGUACUCAAAUCUAAAGAACAUGCAGCUCUAUUUCAAAACGUUCAAGAGCUGCUGCGCACUACCGAGGACACCCUGGAGCGUAUAAUCGACAACGACUGGAAAAUGUUGGCACAGAACACGUGCAAGACGUACGUGAAGAAAAUCGAUCAGAUCAAUGGAGCAUAUUACAAAUACUGCAAGGGCAUCAUUCACGCGGAUUGCGUACUUGUAGACAAAAUACGAAAUUCCAAUUUUCUGGAAUUGAUUAAAGACCCGCCCAUACCCGACCGUAGACCGGAUUUGAUCACGUUCAUUCACAAACCACUAGAGCAUUACAGAAACCUAUUAAAAUGCAUGCAACUUAUUCAGAUCAAUACCGAACACGAUGACGAAGGUUUUGAAGCGUUGUCACACAUAGUCCACGAAAUGCAGACGACCUAUCGGAUAAUAACUGUGGAAUCCGGUUUAAUGGAACCGGAAGUGGAUGGGAAGCCUUUACUGUCUCUCAAUGAUUUAGAAGCCCGUCUGGUAUUCACAAGGUGCAAGCCUUUUACGUUGAACACACAGGACCGCCACUGGAUAUUCGCAGGUGACCUAAGCCGCGUAGAAGGGCGAUCCGUCCGAUCGUACUGGGCGCUGUUGUUUUCCGACAUUUUGUUGUUUACCAAAGUCAGCAGAGAUCGCGUGUUAUUUGUCACCGACGAACCUUUGCCGUUAUCCUCAAUUGCUCAAACUCAGUUCUCCGUCAAGAAAAAAGAUACCGAAUUCCGGUUGGUAAUUAACAGUGGGUCGGACACGUCAUCGUGUCACAGCAGUCCGGCCAUGACCGGAUGCAGCCCUCUAUUUGCCGACCUGUCGGGUACUCUUUCAAGACUGCCUAAAAACAAAGGAAGAGUGAUUGUGCUCCGAGCCCCCAAGGCCGAACUGAAAGCUGUGUGGCAAAAUCUCAUUCAGAGACAAAUACUGAUGCUGGACAAAAACGCAUUCGCGCCGGACGGUAAGUGUACGGGACCGUCAUCGUCGGAACCACCGGACUCGCCGGACGAUCUGUUGGCCAACUCGCUGGCCACGCUGGACGACGACGUCUACGCGGACAGGCUAAAGUCGUUUGCCGCGUCGUUGGUGGACGAGAGGUGUCAGCGGAUGACCAAGAGCAGCACGUGCAACAAGGGAAAGGCUCUGCACAUAUCGCAGUGGAUCAAAGGCGAACUCGGCGGCGGCGUAGUCGACAGAGGCAGUUGUGGCCCAGGUGGAGGCGGCAGCAGCGGCGGUAGUGGCUACGAUGACGAUGACUUAGAACUGUGGUCCGCAGAACAGAUGAACGCCAAACGAGAGGAGAUCGAACGUCGAUUGUCGUCGGCGGCAGCGGCCAGGGACGGCGUAGAGGCUAUCAUCGAAUACGCGACUGCGGCGGAAACAGUGUCGGUGGUCAGCAGUCCGGGCGACAGUCAAAGAACGGUAGUACCAGAAAACGGGUGCGACAAGUGUCAGGAAAAGUGCGACAUCAACGGCAACCAACAAACCGACGCUUUCCUCGAUAUGGAUCCUGAUAACAAGUGGAAACCGUCCACGGUGCCCAUGUCUACAGACCUCAGUCCUUGUGAACCUUUCGGCCACAUAAAUAAUCCCAACAACAAUAACGUGAACAAUAAUAUCGGAAAUGAUAACGAUAACGUAUACAAUAACGAGGACGACGAUGACGACGACGACGACGAUGAUUACGACGGACACGAACCAGAUCGUCCCUACGCUUUACUAGCGUCGUCACCACCCCUACAACGUAGUACUCAUCAACAAUAUCAACAACAACAACAACAACAAAUUCGACAGCAACAACGGUUUUUGUCAACGUGCAGCUUGGAUAGAACUGGCACGAAUCGUGACCAUUCGACUGAUAGUCUAGACAGGGUGGAGUAUUGUUCGACCACUGAUUACCGGUGGCCCGAAGAUUUUUGUCCCGUUACAGCUAGCUGCUGUCUACCAACUGAUGAAGACUAUAACUAUGAUGCAUCGAGCGAAGAAUUUUGGGGAACGCCGAACAGUAGUACUACUUCACCAUUAUCCAUUGAAGUGAAUUACCACGAAGAACAGCAAAAUGAAACACUCUUUUUGCCUUCAGCUAUAUCAUCCUCUACGCCUAAUAAGAGACCAGCUCGUUUAGAACCAUUGAUCGAAGAAAUUGAAUCAUCGGACAAUACUCCAUCAUACGAAUUCAAAGAAAUCGUUUACGGAGAAGGUCAGACUCUAUUGAACUUCAAAACUAGACCCGUGGCUGGGUCCAAAGACAAACAUUCUGCAGAAAAAUCUAUCACCAAAAACUUAAGUAGUAAUUAUGGUUUUGCGAAUGCGACAGAUUUAACAUGUUUUGGCGGACGUCCGGUAGAAGCCGACCAAAGAGGACUUGCAGCACCGAAUCUAAAAUGAGCGCAAAUUUCAUUCGGAGACGACGUGUUAAGUCCGAAAAGUCAAAACAGAACAAAGAAAUCAAAGUUAAUCUAAUUGAAAGCGUAUAUUUAUUACUCUUUGGUUAACUGUGUAUCAUAGUAUAAUGUAAUUCUUACUAUAGGAACCUCUUAAUAGUUAAUAGUUGACCAUCGUAGAUAUUUUUAUUGCGUACGAACCUAAACUUUGUCACUUUGAUAUGUUGGUACAUGGCUUGAAACCGAAUCAAAUAUUUUUUUUUUUUCGCAAUAUGGAUUAUUGAUAUUUUAUAAAUUCUUAUAGUUUUCAUGAAAUGUUUAUAUAAUUUUGAUUUUUAUUCUGAAAAUCAAAAGAUAUCAUUCUAAAUUUUUGUUUAAAAUAUCGUUUUAUAUAUAUAUGUGUGUGAUGUGGUUUAUCAGUACAUACCCAAGUAUCGAUAUACCGAUUAAUUCGGAGUCGUAUCAAUCUAUCGAUAUUUAAAACUUAUUUAAAAAUCAGUGGCCUAACGCCUCGCAGUUUUGAACUAAAUUAAAUAUAUUUUAUGUCAAUACAAUACAUUCGUUUAUUAGAUACGAUAUACGUUUUAUACAUACAAAGGUACUUAGGUUGUAUUGCUUAUUUUUUAAUCAAAAUUACAUUAUCAUAUUAUAACUACAAUAAUAAUAUGUGGUUGUGCUAUGCUAAUAGACUGAUUAUUCUUUUUUUGUAUAAUUGUUUUCAUUACAUAUUAUUACGACGACAAUAUCUCAACAUUUUCCACAUUAGUACGUUACAAGUCAUUUUCACUCGUUUUACUUAAAAAAAAAAAACUAUUUUAUUUUUAAAUUCAAUGAUUAACGAACUUAUCUUGACUCUUGAUUCAUUAAAACUUCGUUUGAAUCCAUCAUUAAUAUAUUUACCAUUGCGUUACAAUCAGUGUAUGCUUGUUGUUUGGCUGUAGAGUAUAUUAUUAUAUUAUAUACCUAGGCAAAUAAAAUAACAUUUCAACACGACAAAAAAAAUAACAACUCCUUGAAAUAUAUUAUAUAAUGUAAUUUUAUGAUAUAGAAGUACAAAUGGUACGUGGGAUUUACAUACGUGCAUUUUAGCUAUUCUCUUAACCUCAUUGUUAUUAUUAUUGCUUAACAAAUAUAUUUUUAAAUUAUAAGAUACCUAUUAUUUAAUAAAUAAACUUUCAUACAUAAAUAAAGUGAGUGACGUGAUUCAGGAAUUACAGUACAUAUAUUCUUUUUUGGCAGUUAAUUUAUUUAAACUUGAACAAUUUUAUGAUCAAAUGGUAAUUGAUAAAUUAUAUGUACCAAAUAAAUAGCUAAAUAUUUAAUAAACUUUAAAUUAAAUAAGAACAACCGAAAUUAGAGAUUUUAAUUAUAUUAAAACGAUCUAAUACCUACAAUGCGCAGAAAAAUAAAAAUGUACUUGCUUCAAAAAAAAUGCAUUCAAAUAUUAAAUUUAUAAAUGGUUAUAUACUUAAGUGUAGCUAUGAUCUUAUAGUCUGGUGCAAUUAUGAAUUACGAUCAGUUUAAAUACGUAUCGAUUUUCUUUAAAAAUGUUAUGAUUUUGUCGAAGACUGCUAUUUAUUAAUACAUCUUACACAACACAUAAAACUUAAAGAACUACCCAUUGUGAUCAUAAACAAUCAAAAAUGAUUUUUUAAAUGUUAUUCACUCGUAAACGAUAAUUAUGACUCAAUAUAAGUACUUCAAUUAUAAUUUAUAAUAUAUAUUCAAUUUUCUUAAUGUUUCUUAACCAUUGUCACCUUUCUAGUUACAAAAGCCUUACAUAAGACAUCCAGUUUUAACUAAUUUUAGUUUUAAAUAAUUUUAUGACCAAGUUAUAUGUUAUGAUAAUACGUAAAUGAUCGAUACCGUGACAUUUAACAAUAAAAUAAAUAAAUAAAUUAGAUAAUAACAGAUAGUAUGUACCUAUUGUACCUAAAAACAUUGUAAACAUUUUUAACUUUGAUAAUAUUAUCUUAAGAAUUUUUACUUUUUAAUUUAAUUUCUAUUAAAAAAAAAUUCUAUACAAUUUAAAUAGACAAUGAAUAAUGUAUUAUUUUAUGAAAACUAUACAUUUAUUUCAAAUGCUCAGCUGUUAUUUAUAAUUGUUACAACUUGAAAUAAUUUUUUAUAUGCAUAUUAAAGCGUAUUAUUAUUCCUUAUUUAUAUAGUUUUAAUUUGUUGAUUUGUAAAAUACAAAUUUAAUUAUUAAUAUUAUAUAACUAUACUACUUACUAAGUAACAAAUACUACCUAUCAACAUCUCUGAAAGCGGACAAACUAUUGCAUUUAUAUUUUUAUUUUAAGUGGACAAGAUCAGAGACAUUUUAUUGUUUACGUAUAAAAAAUGUUUUACCUAAAUAUAUUUAUUUACAUUUCUGGAUAGGUAACCUAUUGUAAACCUAUCCAAGAUAAUUGUCAACAUAUUUUCAAUAAAGUUAAAACCUUACCAUAUAAAAUGAGUUGUUAUACAAAAUGAAUAAACAUCAAUAAACAAUUUUAAGAACCUCUUUUUAAUCUAUUAAGUAUAUAUAUUUUUAUUUAUAUUUAAAGAUUUUUAAUUGUAAAAUUCAGAUUGUCUAAGACAGUGAUUCUCAACUGUCGGUUUACUAUAAAAAGGUAAAGGCCCAUAUUGUAUUGAAAAAAUUAUAUUAUAAGCAUUUAAACAUUCAA